UUCCUCAGGAUCCCAGUGAUUGCGGGAAUCCUUCCUUUCAAAGCCCCUUUUAUGACCGUAAAGCGGGCGCCAUGUUGUAUAGCAAAAAGGAGAGAAAGGAGCCCCCUUUUAUAGACAGGAGAAAUUGGCCACGAAUGCUUAUAAUAGCACUAAUUCCAUUGAAAAUUCCAGCCGAAAGUGGCAACAGCUGGUGGUCGCUUCAAGCAACAACGGUCCAAAAAAGUCACUUUUUCCCGUGUCUUAAGGGUGUCUGCACCAAAACUCCCAUCUCCAAUGACCGCCAGUGCUACAGCUGCCCAAUGACCAAUUCACGUUCCUGAAAGCCUACUGCCCCACGAGUAACCCCCACUGCAUAUGGCCAUCCUCCAUUGCGUCUUUACCAGUACAGAGAAUGUCAAUCUUGUUCCAUGUCGAGCGCUACUUUCAUACGCUUCUGUCAUUCCUCCCUCCCUCAUGUGCUUUGCCUCGAUCCUGCCACCUGCAAGCAGAUAACGAAUACGUUCAAACCCAUUCAAGACACCAUCAAUUCCAAUGCGGGAUGCCAUGUAGCAAGUAUCGCACGUCGGUGUCGAUGGGGCCGCCCUCCAUAACUACGAGGACAUGUGUGUUGCCGACCUCGACUCCUUCACGAAAACAGACGCACACGCUGUGGCCGAAUUUACAUCAAGCUGCUCGCACUGCGGCAAAAGUGGGCGACAUAAGAAUUUCUCCACCUCGGCCUCGUCCCCAAGAUACCGCCAAGCUUUAUCCACAAUCUCAUCUGCCGCUUCUGCCUUUUAGCACUUUUCCAACAGCAACUUCCAAUUUCUUCCCUCCCAUCCUUCGAUUCCUCGGAGUUUCUUGACCGGUG
Marchantia polymorpha subsp. ruderalis is the source of this 850-nucleotide messenger RNA. NCBI's taxonomy places the organism in Eukaryota, Viridiplantae, Streptophyta, Marchantiopsida, Marchantiales, Marchantiaceae. The record is from the annotation of a GenBank genome assembly.